AUGACAGUCCACAGAUCCGUAAAACGUUUUGAAGAGCUUAGACAUGACUGUGACAGACCUAGAAGUGGUCGUCCAGCAUCUGUUAACACCGUGGCCAAUCGUCAGAUGAUCAAGAAGCGCUUUAAGCGAAAUCCACGGACCCUAGUACGAAAAAUGGCCCGGGAGGCGGGAAUCAAAGAAUCGACUUUGAGGCGCAUAGUGGGAAAGAAACUUAAGAUGAAGCUGUACAAACUCAAAAAAGUUCAGAAGCUAACUGAAGAAAACAAGGCGGUACGUUUCGAAAGAUGUAAACUGCUUGACCAGCGGGCCGCUGGUCAAAAAUGGGAACGAAUCCUUUUCACUGAUGAGAGGAUAUAUACAUUUUACAGAGGCCUACAAUCCCCAAAAUGACAAAUAAUACUCAACAGAGCCUCCUAAAGCUGAAUUCAUUGUGGCAGGUCGUCAACACCCUCGGGGCAUUAUGGUUUGGGCCAGUAUCUGUGCUUCAGGCAAGAUUUCUUUGAUUUUUGUCGAUGAAGGCGUGAAGAUUAACAAAAAAGUGUAUCAAAGGGACAUUUUGGAAGCUGUGGUACUCCCUUGGUCCCGAGAACACUUCAAGAACACCAAAUGGACGUUUCAACAGGACUCUGCUGCAGCCCAUAAAGCCAAAACAACACAGGAGUGA
Molecule: messenger RNA, 664 nt
Organism: Bursaphelenchus okinawaensis
Lineage: Eukaryota; Metazoa; Nematoda; Chromadorea; Rhabditida; Aphelenchoididae
Source: the annotation of a GenBank genome assembly